AUGUAUCCGCCGCCGCCGCUGCCGCCGCGUCGGGACUUCAUCUCGGUGACGCUGAGCCCCGGCCGGAGCUACGACGGCGGCCAGGGCCUGAGGCGGCGCUCGUUCUGGCGGAAAUGGAAGCAGCUGUCGAGGUUACAGCGGAACGUGGUCCUCUUCCUGCUGGCGUUCCUGAUGCUCUGCGGCCUCCUGUCCUACAUCAGUGUGGCCGACGAGUGGAAAGGUACCAGCUCCACGAUUCCGCAGUGAUCCGUGGGGGUUCCUGAGGGCGGAAUGAGACCCGCAAAUCCACCCGUCUUGCCAGCUCCUCGGAGAGCAGCUGAGAACCCGGAAAGCUUCGCGGGAGCAUCACCUCAGAAGCCUCCAAGGCAUUUCCGACGGGGACCACCCAACCUGCAGAUUAGAGCCCCCGAUGGAGACACCAAGGACAGGAGGCAGGAUGAGGCCCAGAGGAGGGCAGAGGCAGCUGGCGAGGCUCGCUGGGAAGACGAUGCGCAGGGAAGCCGCGUCAGCUGGAGGGGCAUAGGGACUGAACCGGAGCAGGGCCCCCAGCUCCCUCUGAGAAAGGCAGAGGCCGCCCCCAGGCCUUCCCCACAGGCUCUCAGGAUGAGGAACAGUCCAGCCUCGCAGAACGAGCGCCAGAAGGCUGUGGUCGCCGCUUUCCGCCACGCGUGGGCCGGAUACCGCAAGUUCGCCUGGGGCCACGACGAGCUGAAGCCCGUGUCCAAGUCCUUCAGCGAGUGGUUCGGCCUCGGCCUCACGCUGAUCGAUGCCCUGGACACCAUGUGGAUUUUGGGUCUGAAGAAAGAAUUUGAAGAAGCCAGGAAGUGGGUGUCCCAGAGGUUAUUAUUUCAGAAAAAUGUGGACGUCAACCUGUUUGAGAGCACCAUCCGUAUCCUGGGGGGUCUCCUGAGCGCCUUCCACUUGUCCGGGGAUGUCCUCUUUCUGGAAAAGGCCGAGGACUUUGGAAAUCGGUUAAUGCCUGCGUUCCAAACACCCUCUAAGAUCCCGUACUCCGACGUAAACAUUGGCACUGGAGUCGCCCACCCACCGCGUUGGACCUCUGACAGCACGGUGGCCGAGGUGACAAGCAUUCAGCUGGAGUUCCGAGAGCUCUCUCGUCUCACGGGAGUUAAGAAAUUUCAGGAGGCCGUGGAGGAGGUGACCCGGCGCGUGCACUCCCUGCGCGGGAAGCAGGACGGGCUGGUGCCCAUGUUCAUCAGCACGAGCAGCGGGCUCUUCACGCACCUGGGCGUGUUCACCCUGGGCGCCAGGGCCGACAGCUACUACGAGUACCUGCUGAAGCAGUGGAUCCAGGGCGGGAAGAAAGAGACCCAGCUACUGGAAGACUACCUCGAAGCCGUGGAGGGAAUCAGAAAGCACCUGCUGCACAGAUCUGAACCCGGCAAGCUGACCUUCGUGGGGGAACUCGCCCACGGCCGCUUCAGCGCUAAGAUGGACCACCUGGUGUGCUUCCUGCCGGGGACGCUAGCUCUGGGCGCCCACCACGGCCUGCCCGCCGACCACAUGGAGCUGGCCCAGGAGCUCAUGGACACCUGCUACCAGAUGAACCGCCAGAUGGAGACGGGGCUGAGCCCCGAAAUCGCGUACUUCAACCUGCACCCCCAGAAGUCCCAGAAGGACGUGCAGGUCAAGGCCGCCGACAGACACAACCUGCUGCGGCCCGAGACGGUGGAGAGCCUGUUCUACCUGUACCGCCUCACGGGCCACCGCAAGUACCAGGACUGGGGCUGGGAGAUCCUGCGCAGCUUUGACACGUACGCGAAGGUCCCCUCGGGCGGCUAUUCUUCCAUCAGCAACGUCCAGGACCCCCGCAAUCCCCAGCCCAGGGACAAGAUGGAGAGCUUCUUUCUGGGGGAGACGCUCAAGUACCUGUAUCUGCUAUUCUCCGACGACCCAGACCUGCUCAGCCUGGACACUUACGUGUUCAAUACGGAGGCUCACCCCCUGCCCAUCUGGGCCCCCUCCUAG
This is a messenger RNA of Lipotes vexillifer (Yangtze River dolphin), 1989 nucleotides long. RefSeq names its product mannosidase alpha class 1B member 1 (gene MAN1B1). Gene Ontology annotation, molecular function: calcium ion binding; mannosyl-oligosaccharide 1,2-alpha-mannosidase activity. Gene Ontology annotation, cellular component: endoplasmic reticulum; membrane. Gene Ontology annotation, biological process: carbohydrate metabolic process; mannose trimming involved in glycoprotein ERAD pathway. NCBI's taxonomy places the organism in Eukaryota, Metazoa, Chordata, Mammalia, Artiodactyla, Lipotidae. The transcript has 13 exons. The record is from RefSeq and is a predicted model, not a curated record.